CUCCAUGGAGCAACAAUAAAACCCUCGUCGCGUCUCCCGCUUCUUCUUGUCUUCCUAUCUCCAACCCCUUUGGCCUAUUCCUAGUCGCGUGUGCGCUUCACACUCCAGGUAUUCAAGAUGGCAAGCAGGGAAAUCGACCAGUCCAUUGACGUCGCCGACGAGAAGGGAAUCAGAACCGACUCGAUCGACCGUCAUGCCAUUACCAACGUCUCCGAAGAGAAGAUCGCCAUCGACGACGACUAUGAGAACAAGCCUACCGAUGAGGAGAAGGCUACUCUGCGCCGUGUGCCCGGCUCCCUCCCCGUCGUCGCCUACAUGAUCUGCGCCGUCGAGUUCUGCGAGCGUGCCUCGUACUACGGUGUCGUGGGUCUCAUCAACAACUUCGUCAACCGCCCGCUGCCCAAGGGUGGUAACGGUUGGGGCGCUCCCCCCAAGGGCACCCAGCAGACCGCUGGCGCUCUCGGCAUGGGUACCGUCAAGGCCAAUGCCGUCAACCAGUCGUUCAACAUGUUGAUCUACGCUCUUCCUCUUAUCUUCGGUUACCUCGCUGAUGCCCGUACUGGUCGCUUCAAGCUUAUUUGCUGGGGUGUUGUUGUCUUCGGUAUCUCUCACGUGCUCAUGGUUGGUGCUUCUGCGAAGCCGCUCUUGGAGAGCGGAAACGCCAAGGCGCCUUACUUUAUCUCGGUCUACAUUCUUGCUAUCGGUGGUGCCAUGUUCAAGCCGAAUGUGUCUCCCCUACUCCUCGAUCAAAUGCCAGACACCGUUCCCAAGGUUAAGACCCUGAAGUCGGGCGAGAGAGUCAUUGUUGACCCUGAGUCCACGACUGAGAGAGUCAUGCUCUGGUUUUACCUCCUCAUCAACGUCGGUGGAUUCGUGCAGGUCGCUACUACCUACGCUGAGAAGUACAUUGGAUUCUGGCUGGGCUUCCUUCUCCCGCUCAUCCUCUACCUUCCUCUUCCCCUCCUCCUCUGGUACCUCAGCAAGCGCCUCGUUCUCCACCCACCGGCAGGAUCUGAUUUGCCCAACGUCUUCCGCGUUCUGGGUAUCUGCUUCUCGCAGGGUGGAUGGAAGAGAAUCGGCCGCCACGGCUUCUGGGAGCCAGCCAAGCCUUCGGUCAUUGCCGCCUCUGGCAAGAUAAUUCCAGUGCGCUGGAACGACCAGUUCGUCGAGGAUGUUCGCCGCGCUUUCCAGGCCACCGGUAUCUUCUGCUUCUUCCCAAUCCAGUACCUUAACGACAAUGGUAUCGGUUCCUCGGCUAGUUUCUUGUCCACCAUGUUGGUUACCAAUGGUGUCCCCAACGACGUCAUCAACAACUUCAACUCUCUGUCCAUUAUCGUCUGCGCUCCUAUCCUGAACUACGGUCUCUACCCCUUCCUGCGCAAGCGCAACAUCCACUUCGGCCCCAUUGCCCGCAUCACCACCGGUCUUGCCAUGUCCUCCAUGGCUGGUAUCGGCUACACCGUGCUUAACUACUACGCCUACAAGAUCGGCCCGUGCGGAGAGUUCGGUUCCGACAACUGCGUUGACGCCGACGGAGUCUCCCUGGUCGCCAACAUCAGCAUCUGGUACAUGGCCAUCCCCUUCGCCAUCGGAGGUAUCUCGGAGCUGUUCGUCAACGUCCCCGCCUACGGCAUCGCCUACUCGCGCGCCCCCAAGAACAUGAGGGGUCUCGUGUCGGCGCUGAACCUCUUCAACACCGCCGUCGCCUACGCCAUCGGCCUCGCCUGCUCCUCCGUCAUCCGCGACCCCUACCUGACCUGGGACUUCGGCGGACCAGCCAUCGUCGGCUGCGUCCUCACCGUCGUCUUCUGGUUCACCUUCAAGCACAUGAACGGCGAGGAGUACACCCUCUCCCAGAACGGCGAUUACCACCUCACCCUCGAGGGCACCGCCAACGUCGUCAAGGAGAACUCUCAGAACAAGAGCGUCAACCAGCCCCCGGCUAUUGCCGCUAACGAGGAGUUCGGUAUGACCCCGAAGCAGUAGAUUGGUGGAUGAUGUAAAGAUGGGAUUUUUCUUUUUUUGGAUUUAGCUUUUCGCCCGUCCUACAGGCUCACUGGGUGAGGGUUGGGACUUGGGCUGUAUGAUAAUAUAUAACUAACAGAUAGUUGGAAAGCAAAUCUAUGUGCGACUCUUACUAAGA
Molecule: messenger RNA, 2143 nt
Organism: Pseudogymnoascus destructans
Lineage: Eukaryota; Fungi; Ascomycota; Leotiomycetes; Thelebolales; Thelebolaceae
Exons: 3
Coding region: 118-1986 (622 amino acids)
Biological process (GO): transmembrane transport
Cellular component (GO): membrane
Molecular function (GO): dipeptide transmembrane transporter activity
Source: RefSeq, a predicted model, not a curated record